This is a messenger RNA of Budorcas taxicolor (takin), 2001 nucleotides long. RefSeq names its product potassium voltage-gated channel subfamily C member 1 (gene KCNC1). Gene Ontology annotation, cellular component: voltage-gated potassium channel complex; neuronal cell body membrane; dendrite membrane. The coding region runs from base 92 to 1849 and encodes 585 amino acids. NCBI's taxonomy places the organism in Eukaryota, Metazoa, Chordata, Mammalia, Artiodactyla, Bovidae. Gene Ontology annotation, biological process: protein homooligomerization; potassium ion transmembrane transport. The transcript is spliced from 4 exons. The record is from RefSeq and is a predicted model, not a curated record. Gene Ontology annotation, molecular function: protein binding; delayed rectifier potassium channel activity.
GGCCGCGCGCCCCCCUCCCCGGCGCCAACUCCCCCUGGCGGCCGCUCCCAUGGGUGUCGCUGGGCCGCGCCAUGCCUAAGGAGGCGCCGCGAUGGGCCAAGGGGACGAAAGCGAGCGCAUCGUGAUCAACGUGGGCGGCACGCGCCACCAGACGUACCGCUCGACGCUGCGCACGCUGCCCGGCACGCGGCUCGCCUGGCUGGCGGAGCCCGACGCCCACAGCCACUUCGACUAUGACCCGCGCGCAGACGAGUUCUUUUUCGACCGCCACCCCGGCGUCUUCGCGCACAUCCUGAACUACUACCGCACGGGCAAGCUGCACUGCCCGGCCGACGUGUGCGGGCCACUCUACGAGGAGGAGCUGGCCUUCUGGGGCAUCGACGAGACCGACGUGGAGCCGUGCUGCUGGAUGACUUACCGCCAGCACCGCGACGCCGAGGAGGCGCUGGACAGCUUCGGCGGCGCGCCCCUGGACAACAGCGCGGACGACGCGGACGCCGACGGCCCCGGCGAUUCAGGCGACGGCGAGGACGAGUUGGAGAUGACCAAGCGCCUGGCGCUCAGCGACUCCCCAGACGGACGGCCUGGCGGCUUCUGGCGCCGCUGGCAGCCGCGCAUCUGGGCCCUCUUCGAGGACCCCUACUCAUCCCGCUACGCGAGGUAUGUGGCCUUUGCCUCCCUGUUCUUCAUCCUGGUCUCCAUCACUACCUUCUGCCUGGAGACCCACGAGCGCUUCAACCCCAUCGUGAACAAGACGGAGAUCGAGAGCGCGCGGAACGGCACGCAAGUGCGCCACUACCGGGAGGCGGAGACGGAGGCCUUCCUCACCUACACCGAGGGCGUCUGCGUGGUCUGGUUCACCUUCGAGUUCCUCAUGCGCGUGGUCUUCUGCCCAAACAAGGUGGAGUUCAUCAAGAACUCGCUCAACAUCAUCGACUUUGUGGCCAUCCUCCCCUUCUACCUGGAGGUGGGCCUGAGCGGCCUGUCCUCUAAGGCUGCCAAGGAUGUGCUGGGCUUCCUGCGCGUCGUCCGCUUCGUGCGUAUCCUGCGCAUCUUCAAGCUGACCCGCCACUUCGUGGGGCUCCGGGUCUUGGGCCACACUCUACGAGCCAGCACCAAUGAGUUCUUACUGCUCAUCAUCUUCCUGGCUCUGGGCGUCCUGAUCUUCGCCACCAUGAUCUACUACGCCGAGAGGAUAGGGGCUCAGCCCAAUGACCCCAGCGCCAGUGAGCACACCCACUUUAAGAACAUCCCCAUCGGCUUCUGGUGGGCUGUGGUCACCAUGACGACCCUGGGCUACGGAGACAUGUACCCGCAGACGUGGUCCGGCAUGCUGGUGGGAGCACUGUGUGCGCUGGCGGGCGUGCUGACCAUCGCCAUGCCCGUGCCCGUCAUCGUGAACAAUUUUGGGAUGUAUUACUCCUUAGCCAUGGCUAAGCAGAAACUACCAAAGAAAAAAAAGAAGCAUAUUCCGCGGCCACCGCAGCUGGGAUCUCCCAAUUAUUGUAAAUCUGUCGUAAACUCUCCACAUCACAGUACUCAGAGUGACACAUGCCCGCUGGCCCAGGAAGAGAUUUUAGAAAUUAACAGAGCAGAUUCCAAACUGAAUGGGGAGGUGGCGAAGGCCGCGCUGGCGAACGAAGACUGCCCCCACAUAGACCAGGCCCUCACUCCCGAUGAGGGCCUGCCUUUUACGCGCUCGGGCACCCGCGAGAGAUACGGACCCUGCUUCCUCUUAUCAACUGGGGAGUACGCGUGCCCACCUGGUGGAGGAGUGAGAAAGGAUCUUUGCAAAGAAAGCCCUGUCAUUGCUAAGUAUAUGCCGACAGAGGCUGUGAGAGUGACUUGACCAGGCGACUUGGCCCAGGACACUGGUGGCUAUUAAGCAUCUGGGUGGACCUGCAGCCCCUCCUCGCCCUCGGACAGAGUAAAUUCACGCCAUGCAGGUUUGCCGGACGAGUCCGAGUGGCCCAGGCCUUGUACUAGGACGGACGUAGCUUU